Molecule: messenger RNA, 1671 nt
Organism: Apodemus sylvaticus (European woodmouse)
Lineage: Eukaryota; Metazoa; Chordata; Mammalia; Rodentia; Muridae
Gene: Galnt13
Product: polypeptide N-acetylgalactosaminyltransferase 13
Exons: 11
Coding region: 1-1671 (556 amino acids)
Cellular component (GO): Golgi apparatus
Source: RefSeq, a predicted model, not a curated record
AUGAGGAGAUUUGUCUACUGCAAGGUGGUUCUUGCCACUUCACUGAUGUGGGUGCUUGUUGAUGUCUUCUUACUCCUCUACUUCAGUGAGUGCAACAAGUGUGAUGACAAGAAGGAGAGAUCCCUGCUGCCUGCGCUGAGGGCUGUUAUUUCAAGAAACCAAGAAGGUCCAGGAGAAAUGGGAAAGGCUGUGCUCAUUCCAAAAGAUGACCAAGAGAAAAUGAAAGAAUUGUUUAAAAUCAAUCAGUUUAACCUCAUGGCCAGUGACUUGAUUGCCCUUAACCGAAGUCUGCCGGAUGUGAGAUUAGAAGGAUGCAAGACUAAAGUCUACCCUGAUGAACUUCCAAACACAAGUGUAGUCAUUGUGUUUCAUAAUGAGGCUUGGAGCACUCUUCUUCGAACUGUCUACAGUGUCAUAAAUCGCUCCCCACACUACCUGCUCUCUGAAGUCAUCUUGGUCGAUGAUGCCAGUGAAAGAGAUUUUCUCAAGUUGACAUUAGAGAACUACGUGAAAACUUUAGAAGUGCCAGUGAAAAUUAUUAGGAUGGAAGAGCGCUCUGGGUUAAUACGCGCCCGUCUCCGAGGAGCAGCUGCUUCAAAAGGACAGGUCAUAACUUUUCUGGAUGCACACUGCGAGUGUACCUUAGGAUGGCUGGAGCCCUUGCUGGCGAGAAUAAAGGAAGACAGGAAAACAGUUGUGUGCCCGAUCAUUGAUGUUAUUAGUGAUGAUACCUUUGAAUACAUGGCUGGGUCAGACAUGACUUAUGGUGGUUUUAACUGGAAGUUAAAUUUCCGAUGGUAUCCUGUCCCUCAAAGAGAAAUGGAUCGGAGAAAAGGAGACAGGACAUUACCUGUCAGGACCCCUACUAUGGCUGGUGGCCUAUUUUCUAUUGACAGAAACUACUUUGAAGAGAUAGGAACUUACGAUGCAGGAAUGGAUAUCUGGGGUGGAGAGAAUCUUGAAAUGUCUUUUAGGAUCUGGCAAUGUGGAGGCUCUUUGGAGAUUGUGACUUGCUCUCAUGUUGGUCAUGUUUUUCGAAAGGCAACUCCAUACACAUUCCCUGGUGGCACUGGCCAUGUCAUUAACAAGAAUAACAGAAGACUCGCAGAAGUGUGGAUGGAUGAAUUCAAAGAUUUCUUCUAUAUAAUUUCUCCAGGUGUUGUCAAAGUGGAUUAUGGAGAUGUGUCAGUCAGGAAAACACUAAGGGAAAAUCUGAAGUGUAAGCCUUUUUCUUGGUACCUAGAAAACAUCUAUCCGGACUCCCAGAUCCCAAGACGUUAUUACUCACUUGGUGAGAUACGAAAUGUUGAAACCAAUCAAUGCUUAGAUAACAUGGGCCGCAAAGAAAAUGAAAAAGUGGGUAUCUUCAACUGCCACGGCAUGGGAGGUAACCAGGUGUUUUCUUAUACUGCUGACAAAGAAAUUCGAACUGAUGACUUGUGCCUAGAUGUAUCCAGACUCAGUGGACCUGUAAUCAUGUUAAAGUGCCACCACAUGAGAGGGAAUCAGCUAUGGGAAUAUGAUGCUGAGAGACUCACUUUGAGGCAUGCUAACAGUAACCAAUGUCUUGAUGAACCUUCUGAAGAAGACAAAAUGGUGCCUACCAUGCAGGACUGCAGUGGCAGCAGAUCGCAACAAUGGCUGCUGAGGAACAUGACCUUGGGGACAUGA